Messenger RNA from Chanos chanos (milkfish), 631 nucleotides. It is a transcript of the gene zmat5, whose product is annotated as zinc finger, matrin-type 5. NCBI's taxonomy places the organism in Eukaryota, Metazoa, Chordata, Actinopteri, Gonorynchiformes, Chanidae. The transcript is spliced from 5 exons. The record is from RefSeq and is a predicted model, not a curated record. Gene Ontology annotation, cellular component: U12-type spliceosomal complex. Gene Ontology annotation, molecular function: zinc ion binding. The coding region runs from base 107 to 631 and encodes 174 amino acids.
CCAAAACAUAAUGAGCAACACGGCACCAAAAGCUUUGAGUAGUAGCAGGGAAUAGCUGUAUCUUUUUCAGAUUAUAUUCUGGAUAGUUUGUCUAUAUUUUGACGCCAUGGGAAAACGGUAUUACUGUGACUAUUGUGACCGUAGCUUCCAAGACAACAUGCAUAACAGGAAGAAACAUUUGAAUGGCGUACAGCACCACAGAGCAAAGAAGGCUUGGUUUGACAACUUCAAAGACGCUGCUGCAAUACUACGAGAAGAGCGCGCCAAGGAGCCGUGCAGGAAGUUUCUUCAGACUGGUCAGUGUGGGUUUGGUCCCAGUUGUCGUUUCUCACACAUGACAGACAGAGACAUGGAAAUUCUGAAAAAACAGGUCGAUGAUGAGAGGAGACGCAGGGAAGAUCCUGACCUUGGCAGGGCAUCUCCUGAGCGCAGUAUUGAGGAGUGGCUUGCCAGGAGAGAGAAGAGGAGAGCAUGUUUGAACACAGGAAGUGUUUUAAAAAUGGAAGAUGAAGAAAGGGAAGAGAACAGUGACAUUCCUCCUCAUUUUCUCUCCAUCCCGGAUCUCCCUCCAUCCCUGCUACCCCCCCCACCCGGGGGAUGGAAACACACAGUCCAAAACGAGUGGGGCUAA